Pangasianodon hypophthalmus (striped catfish) is the source of this 3473-nucleotide messenger RNA. It is a transcript of the gene tbc1d23, whose product is annotated as TBC1 domain family, member 23. NCBI's taxonomy places the organism in Eukaryota, Metazoa, Chordata, Actinopteri, Siluriformes, Pangasiidae. The transcript is spliced from 19 exons. The coding region runs from base 103 to 2193 and encodes 696 amino acids. The record is from RefSeq and is a predicted model, not a curated record. Gene Ontology annotation, biological process: embryonic brain development; retrograde transport, endosome to Golgi. Gene Ontology annotation, cellular component: trans-Golgi network.
AGACAAGCCACAAGUGUGAAAACACUCCAGUGCACGGCUGUGGUCGUUACGACACCGCUGUGCUACUUUACGGCUCGGUGUGACGUGGACGUCACCACAGCAAUGGCGGACGCUGUAGAGGAAGUACUUCAAAGCAGCUGGGACGAGGACCUAGCCGAGGCUCUGGACUCUGUAGGUGGGGAUCAGGAUGCUGAGAAAGAUGGCAUCAUUCAGGUCCAAAACCUGCUGCCUCCUCAAAGAGCCAAGCUUUGGAUGAUUGCUCUAAAUGUAGCAGGUAAAGGAGACAGUUUGUCCUCAUGGGACGGGGCUUUGGAUUUACCAGAGCAGACGCUCAUACACAACCGAAGCCAGCAGCUCAUUGAUCAGCUGGGCCUUCCUGCAGAGGAGGGGCGGGACCUAGUGGGAGAUGUGGAGGCAGUGAUCACUUUCUAUUGUAAGUCAAGAAAUGUGACGUUCACAGCUGAACUCUGCUGGCCCAACCUGCUCAAACCUCUUCUGGGCCUCCAGUUAGCCCGCAGCGACCUCUACAACUGCUUCUACGCCAUCAUGAAUAAGUACAUUCCCAGGGACUGUGUAGCAAAGGGGCGCCCGUUCCACCUGUACAGACUGCUGCUGCAGUACCACGAGCCUGAACUCUGCUCAUUCCUCGACACCAAAAAGAUCACACCAGACUGCUAUGCCAUGAACUGGUUGGGCAGUCUGUUCUCUAGCCACUGUCUUCCUGAGGUCACUCAGGCCUUGUGGCACAUCUACUUCCAGCAGGCCGACCCCUUCCUCAUCUUCUUCCUUAUGCUAAUCAUUCUUGUCAAUGCCAAAGACAUGAUUCUUUCCCAAGAAGGAGACAGUAAAGAGGAGCUCAUAAAAAUGCUGGAACAGUCACCUACCUUGUUGGAGGCUGAGGACAUUGAAGAUCUGUUUUCACUUGCACAGUAUUACCAAAGCAAGACGCCCCUCUCUCUCCGAAAGGAGAACCAGAACCUGUUUGGCAGCAGUCUGGUGGCUCUGAAGGAGGAGGACAUGGACCUGAGUCAGGCUCUAUGUCUCCCUGUCUCUGUACCUGAGAUCCUGCAGGCCAAUCAGCUCCAGUCUGAGGGAGUGCGCUUCUUUGUAGUGGACUGUCGACCAGCAGAGCAGUACAACGCUGGCCACUUGUCCACCGCCUUUCACCUGGACUCUGAUCUGAUGUUGCACAAUCCGUCCGAGUUUGCUCUGUCUGUGAAGUCUCUGCUGGAGACACAAAAGCAGUCUCUGGAGUCGGGCUCAGUGGCCAGCGGUGAACAUCUGUGCUUCAUGGGCAGUGGGCGUGAGGAAGAAGACAUGUACAUGAACAUGGUUCUUGCUCACUUCCUGCAGAAAAACAAGGAGUAUGUCAGCAUCGCUAAAGGUGGAUUUAUGGCACUGCAGCAGCACCUGGCAGACAUUAACGUAGAAGGGCCAGACAAUGUGUAUGUCCAUUGGAUAGUCAGCACUUCAGGAUCCCACAGCAGCCUCAGCUCAGCAGACGGGGAGCUGAAUAUCACAGGGGAUGGCAAAGGCGUCAAAUCCCUUGUCAACAAAAUGACCUUUGCCCUUAAAUCCAAGUCAGUUAAUGUGAAAGAGAAAGUGAUCAGCUUUAUUGAAAACACCUCAGCUCCAGUGGACAGACUAUCUUUCACUCUUCCCUGGCCAGAGAAGGGGAUACCUGAUCGGCAUGUGAGCAGCAGUGACAGAGUGGGUAAACCCUACAGGGGCGUGAAGCCUGUCUUCAGCAUCGGCGAUGAGGAGGAAUACGACACGGAUGAGAUUGACAGCUCUUCAAUAUCAGAUGAUGACCGCAAAGAGAUAGUGAACAUACAGACAUGGAUUAACAAACCAGAUGUGAAGCACCACUUCCCGUGUAAUGAGGUGAAAGAGACUGGACACAUGUUCCCCAGCCACCUGCUAAUCACAGCGACACACAUGUACUGUCUGAGGGAGAUCGCCUCACGUAAAGGAUUCGCCUACAUCCAGUCCAGACAGGCGUUAAGCUCUGUGGUGAAGAUCACCUCGAAAAAGAAACAUCCCGAGCUAAUCACUUUCAAGUUUGGCAACAACAACUCUGCUGGAGUGGAAAUUAUGGCUGUAGAACGGUAUUUGAUCCCUAAUGCUGGUGAUGCCACUAAAGCCAUCAAGCAGCAGAUCAUGAAGGUUCUGGAUGCUCUGGAGAGCUCAUAGAGUCGCUGUUGCUCUGAGGCUGCACUCCGGCUGUAUGCAGUGAGACUGCCAUGACUAACACAAGUCAGCACAACUGUGCAGAGGCAUAGUCUUUCUUUCCUUUCAUCCCAUUUCUCUCUCUCUCUCUCUCUCUCUCUCUCUCUCUCUGUGUGAACGGUUUCCUGGGACAGUACUGACAUUCAGUGUUGCUGAUCACAUCCAUGGGAGACACUCAAGAUUUCAACAGAAGCCGUCAUUCUGUUUAGCCUUUGGCAUUUUCUUCUUGUCCCUGUCAAGAAAAUCUACCCCUUUAGGUGUAAGGUUGGACUUGUCGCCUCAGUCUGGAUGUCUGUCAAGCCUUAAUCCUGUCGCUAAUCCACUGUUUUUUAUGCGAGGGACUCAAAGGCAGAGCCUGCGGUGAGAUAAAGGACUCAAGCCUUGAAAUGCUCAGUGUUUCAUUCAUCUUGUUUAAUUUAUGGAUAUUCUCAUCAUUCAGUCGUUCAUUUAAUCACUGCAGUACACUUUUGAUGAGUUCUGUGCAUAUUUAUCCGAGCAGUAUUUAUGCCUGCAAGUUAAGACCGCUGAAUCGAUGCCGUAUUUAUAUUUGAAACUGUUGUGGAACGUAGUGGAGCACAAAAGUGAUGCACAGGUGAUGUUUGUCACCAUGCAACAUCUAACACAUGCACUCUUCAGUCGUUCCCACGUAUGUCACUUAAAUAACUGAUCUCGUAAAUAUAAUUAACUCAGAAAUGAGUCAUUCCUCAUGGUCUAUGCUUGCAGCCUUAAAGCAGAUGUGAAAGUUAAGAGAAGCAGUCUGUGGGUGAGUAAUAUUUGUAUAUACUGUAAAACUGUACCUAAUGGUAGGCUCUGGAAAAAUUUAUUUAUGAACAGACACUGAGAACGCUGACGCCACUAAUAAGAGCAGCCUCACUGAGGAUCAUGUUUUGUAAUUAAAAUAUUUGACAUUAAAGUCAUGGUUUGAUGUGACCAGGAUGAUAAUAAAAACAAAUGAUACAGCAGGCCACUGUGACCCUUUAUCAUAACUCCUAAUCAGCGUUUUGAGUGUAAACACAUGGUUCUGUUUAUGAACUGACUCAUAGACAGAACCAUGUUCUGUGACUCAUAGGACAGGUGAAGAAAGAAUCGACAGGUGAAGAGAGUUCACAUCGCUGGUAAAUUCAUUAACCAUUUGCUUUACAAACAAAUCUCAGCUUUUCAGCUUGUAUACAUUUUCUGUUGAAACAACAUUAUUGUUCUUUGUAAAAUUUUUUGUUUUAAUAAAUUUAUAAGUAGCCUACAAA